This is a messenger RNA of Peromyscus eremicus (cactus mouse), 2915 nucleotides long. It is a transcript of the gene Spo11, whose product is annotated as SPO11 initiator of meiotic double strand breaks. Gene Ontology annotation, molecular function: DNA binding; DNA topoisomerase type II (double strand cut, ATP-hydrolyzing) activity; ATP binding. The transcript has 13 exons. Gene Ontology annotation, cellular component: nuclear chromosome. The record is from RefSeq and is a predicted model, not a curated record. Lineage: Eukaryota; Metazoa; Chordata; Mammalia; Rodentia; Cricetidae. Bases 1203 to 2303 code for a protein of 366 amino acids. Gene Ontology annotation, biological process: reciprocal meiotic recombination; meiotic DNA double-strand break formation; meiotic DNA double-strand break processing.
GGGGCCCGAGGCCUCGUUCUUCGACGCCCUGGAUCGGCACAGGGCUUCCCUGCUGGCCAUGGUGAAGAGAGGUGCGGGGGAGAGCCCUGCCGGGGCCACCCGCGCGGCCUCUAGUGAAAACAUUGAAGACGGUGUGGACAUUAAAACUCAACAUUUUGCCCAUCUCCUAUGUUUAACUUGGCUUCCCUUCCUAGAAAAUAUGCCAAUGUUACUUAGAGUGACAUUUUUUGAAGCUGAUGGUUUGUGAAAUUAACAGCCAGCUGACAGAAAACUGAGUUCAGUCUUGAUAUUUUGUAAAGUGGCGUGAUUUAAGUGGCCAAGUCAACCAUUUAGUACAGAAUUCACAAUUUAUCCCUUUCCUGGUAGUGAUUAAAUUUUUUCCCUUUGAAUCACUAAAACUUAAAAAUGGUUAAUUUUUAAGGCAUGAGAUCAAUUAGGGCAGUAUGCUACAAGCAGCUGUGUUCAUGUACAUGCGUGCAUGCGUGCAUGUCAAAGCCCGUCUCAUAUCAUCCUCAGUUAAAACAUUUAACAAUAAUAUUUCAAGCCAAGUCUGUAUUGAAGUUCAGUGACAUUGAAGUAAGUUAAUUGUGAGCAAAUAAAAAUGCAUUUGUAAGUUAUAUGAGCUCAUUGUUAAUGCAAAAGGGUUAUUUAAGAGAUGAAUUUACAGACAAAUCUAAUGUCUCUGUAAGUAACCCCUAUAAGAGCAGUUGUUUGAAUGCCUGCUGAGUCAGAAUUUAGUAAGAGAGAUGGUUAUUGACAUGUAUUUCCAAGGCUUUCAAAAAAAAAAAAAAAGGAACAAACAAAAGGGAGGUAUGGUGGCCAACACCUGUAAUCCUAGCACUCAGGAGACCAAGGCAGGGUUGUGGGUUUGAGGCCAUCCUGGACUUCAUGGUGAGUUCCAGGCUAGCCUUAGCUACCUUAUGAGACCUUGUCUCCAAAAGCAAGACAAAACAACAAAAAUCUAAUAAAAUGAAGUUGUGCUCAGCAGUUUGGUGGUACACGCCUUUAAUCUCAGCUGAACUCAGGUGGCAGAAGCAGGCAGAUCUCUGUGAGUUCAAGGUGGCAGAGGCAGGCAGAUCUCUGUAAGUUCGAGGCCAGCCUGGUCUACAGAGUGAGUUCUAGGACAGCCAGGGGUGCACAGAGAAACCUUGUCUCAAGGGAGGGGAAAAAAGUUGUCUUUGUAUUGAUCUGGGAAAUAUUACAUGCUAUAUAAAAUUAAAUCAUGGUGUGUUUAUUGUUUCAGUUCUGAGGUUCUUACAGCUAUAGAAAAUAUUAUUCAAGACAUAAUCAAAAGCUUGGCAAGAAACGAAGUGCCUGCCUUCACAAUAGACAACAGAUCAAGCUGGGAAAACAUAAUGUUUGAAGACUCUGUCGGCCUUCAGAUGAUACCUCAGUGUACCACAAGAAAAAUCAAAAGCGAUUCACCAAAAUCAGUUAAAAAAUUUGCUCUAAUUCUGAAAAUAUUGUCCAUGAUUUAUAAAUUAGUACAGAGCAACACUUACGCAACCAAGAGAGACAUCUACUACACUGACAGCCAGCUUUUUGGGAACCAAGCUGCAGUGGACAACAUUAUAGAUGACAUUUCCUGUAUGCUGAAAGUGCCCAGGAGGAGCCUGCAUGUGUUAUCUACCUCCAAGGGAUUGAUUGCUGGCAACCUGAGAUUCGUGGAGGAGGAUGGUACCCGAGUGCAGUGCACCUGCAAUGCCACGGCUACUGCUGUGCCAUCCAACAUUCAAGGGAUCCGGAAUCUGAUCACAGAUGCAAAGUUUCUGUUAAUAGUAGAGAAGGAUGCAACAUUUCAACGGCUCCUGGACGACAACUUCUGCAGCAGAAUGUCCCCAUGCAUCAUGGUCACGGGAAAGGGCAUUCCUGAUCUGAACACAAGGCUCCUGGUGAAGAAGCUGUGGGACACAUUUCACAUUCCUGUUUUCACUUUGGUAGAUGCUGAUCCCCAUGGCAUCGAGAUAAUGUGCAUCUAUAAGUACGGUUCCAUGUCCAUGUCUUUCGAAGCCCACAGUCUCACUGUCCCAACUAUCAGAUGGCUUGGUCUCCUCCCUUCUGAUAUUAAAAGGUUAAAUAUACCUAAGGGUAGUUUGAUUCCACUGACAAAGCAUGACCAGGUGAAACUGGACAGUAUCCUGAGGAGGCCUUAUAUUACCUACCAGCCCUUCUGGAGAAAAGAGAUGGAAAUGAUGGCAGACUCUAAGAUGAAGGCAGAGAUCCAAGCCUUGACUUUCCUGUCAUCAGACUAUCUUUCCAGAGUGUACCUACCCAACAAGCUGAGGUUUGGAGGAUGGAUAUAAGAUCAGAGUCGGGUGGUGUGUACUUCCCAGAGCUUUCCAUCAGCUUGUUUGAACUGCAAACACUGGGUGAAGGAGUACCUAGUCUUAAUUCUGCAACAGUAAAAGUAAUUUUAUGCUACUAUGUUUGUCAAAGCAAACUCCAUAAUGCCCUUUAGACUGUUUGAUCUUCUGUAAAGACAGAUUCUUAUUCUAGAGCGAUUAUAAAAUAAUUUAAUUUUUAAAUUUUAUUAGAAAAACUGUUGCAUAUGAACGUCUAUAAAAAUACCUACUUCUGCUGGGUGGUGCACGCCUUUAAUCCCAGCACUCAGGAGGCAAAGGCAGGGGAAUCUCUGAGUUCAAGGCCAUCCUGGUCUACAGAGUGAGUUCUAGGACAGCCAGAGCUACACAGAGAAACCCUGUCUUGAAAAACCUUGAAAAAAAUUGACUUCCUAUAACAUAGCUAAUAUAGCUGUGAAGUAUCUCACUAGCAACAAAAAUAGCAGUCGAAACUCAAGAGGUUGUAAAGGCAUUUUACAUGGCAUUUUUUUCCCUUGUACUUUCUUUUGCUUCGUGGUAUGGGGAACUUGCCCUGUUAAUGUACCUAUGAAACUAGUAAAGUUUAUUGUAAACAAA